AUGAUUGGAGUUGCCACUUCAUCGAGCUCGCAAGAUUGCUGUUCGAGCUCAAACAGUUCCGUUGGCAAUCCAGAAUGCCUCCAACAUAGGCUAAUGUCCGGUCCUAUAGCCAGUAUUGGGAAUGGUGCAUCCUUUUCCGAGCUUCUUGACCCAUCGUGGGGUCGAAAUAGGCUUUUUGAAUUGAUUCAGGGAAUAAACCAAAAUUCCCACAGCGACGUUAGCCCAAACACCGAAGUACCGCAGUUUUCGGGAUUCGACCAGGCGAUAAUGGGCAUGGCUGGACCUCAGUUAUCUUUGGGCACCGGGACAGGCACUUUGGCGUUGCGAAGAAUACAUGAUAUGAACGGUCAAAUCAAUCGACAACACGAGAUUAUGUGGCCGGAGUUCGGUAUCAAUAGAAUGCAAUCUUCGGAACAAAUAUGGUCUGAUAUUACAAAUUCGGUCGGUUAUAACCCUCUGGACCAGGGAGCGCAAGUCGAAGAUGCCAUGGGAAAUCCUAGGAACACUCACUGGGUACCUGAAGGAUCGAUUCACUCAAAUGAGUCAGAGGUUUCGAAGAAAUACCUCCUUUGGGUUUCUAGAAAUCCCGAAGUCCCUUCAGAAAUCGAGAAACCGGGCCAAAAACGGUUUCGAUUUGAUAACUUUGACGAAUUUUCAUAUGACUUUGAGGCCUGGAUGGUAUCACAAUUCAUCGAUCCACCGUUCUGCUGGGAAAAAAUGAUAUUCUUUAAUGAUCAAAGAAAGGCUUUCUUAGGGACUCUAGAGGACGUAGUAGAGGACAUCCAAGCUACAACAGUACACUAUCGGGCCUUCGAUGCAGCCCUGUACCUCAAAUUAAGAAACGGAAUUGCCCAGAAUCGGCAAUGGAAGGGGAAAGCGAGAGUUAAUGAAACUGGCUAUAACGCAAAUAUGGCUACCACCCCGCGAUGUAAUCCGAGUGGAGCAAGCGCAAAAUAA
Messenger RNA from Orbilia oligospora ATCC 24927, 957 nucleotides. RefSeq lists its product as uncharacterized. The transcript has a single exon. NCBI's taxonomy places the organism in Eukaryota, Fungi, Ascomycota, Orbiliomycetes, Orbiliales, Orbiliaceae. Bases 1 to 957 code for a protein of 318 amino acids. The record is from RefSeq and is a predicted model, not a curated record.